GAAGAAGGGAGGAGAGAAGGAAGAAAGAAGGAACGAAGAAACAGGACAUAGCAUUAUUUUUUAAUAACCCACCCUGCGUUAACUCAUUUAUCUUCAUGCCAGGUGGAGCUCGGUAGAUGGAAGGAUGGCUUGUGACAAGACUUCUUGCCAGGCUAAAUCAUUUCCUUGCUAGUUUUGGGAGAUGCUGCACUGCCCACCAGAGUGGCCGGGUGGGCAAACGUGCGCUGUAACACCUGCCCACUCCCUGCCCGCUCUGAGCCUGAAGGAGACUCAGCUUCAGACCUGGACCUGGUCUGGGCAGGGGAACAAGUGAGAGGCAGGAGGAAAGUGAGGGUUUCAGAGAUGCUGGGUGGCCCCAGCAGACGUACAAGGGCCCACGCCAGAGCCAUGGAAGGGCCAGUCCAUGAGCACCAGGGCAUGGGGUGCCUUGACCUAAACCAGUUCUAACUCCUGGGCUGCAACCUGCUGGGUUUUUAGAUUUGUCCUCUCUACCCGACCUAUUUCCAAAGGAAUCUGAGGCAAUUAAGAUGUAUGUUUAGUAGAUCAUGAAGCAAGCACAUCUGAAAAGGAGCAAAGGAGAGAGGUCUCUGUCACUUGAGAUGAGCUGAUUUUUGAGACGGGGCCCCAGUUUGGCUGUAAGUUUCCUGACCGCCAAGGCAAAAGGGGAACCUCUGAGGCGUGUGGUUUGUACUGUCUGACAACAAGAGACUGCACCCUCGCCUGUAAAAACAGCCUCUUGGUUGGAGCUGAUCAUAAAGGGGAAUUGAUGGUACAGGGAGUGUCUCCCGUACUUCCUGUGUUGGUCCAGAUCCUCUAAGAAGCAGAUAGUGAGACAAGAUUAGACAUGCAGGCUUCAUGUGGGGAAACGCCUGUGGGACAGAAAAUGGAGACGGAGGGAGCUGAUGUGGAUCCGGACCUCCAGCGGAGCGUGCACGCUGUGCUCCGAGAGCUCAGUGCCCCGGCCCCCGCCCUACCGAGCAACCAAGGCAUGUGGAGAUGGUCCCUGCACAAGAAGGUCGAGCGGGAUCCUGGUAAGAGUCCGGCACUGGUCCGCAUACUGCUCAGAGAACUGGAGAAGGCAGAAAGUGAGGACGCCCGGCAUGUCAUCAUCCCCUUGCUGCACACGCUAAUGUACGUGCUCACUAAGGCCACGGGCAUCACAGAGGAGCUCCACCGGAGAACCUAUGCCUUUUGCACGAGGUUGCUGACCCUGCCCGCCCCCUACUGCACCAUCGCCCUGGACUGCGCCAUAAGGCUGAAAACGGAGACGGCCGUCCCAGGGACACUGUACCAGAGGCUGGUCAUUGCCGAGCAGAACCUGAGGAGUGAGCUGUACCCCUACCGGGAGAGAGUGUUCCUCUUCGUGGAUCCUGAGCUGGUGUCUCCCUCCGUGUGCAGUGCCCUGCUGCUGGAGAUUGAGGCGGCCCAGGGGCAGCAGACACCAGAGGCCUGCAUGCGCCACGUGGUCUCCCACGCCCUGCAGGCGGCGCUGGGGGAGGCCUGCGAGGCAGGUGUGCUGCAAAGGAAGCUUCAGACCAGCUCCCCCCGCGCCCUGGAGCACUAUUUCCACGCCGUGGUGGCAGCCGUGGAGCAGAUGGCCAGCGAGCCCAGCCCGAGCCGGGAGGGCCACCUGGAGAGGCUGGAGGAGAUUUACUGCUCGCUGCUGGGGCCGGCGGCCGCCGCGAGGGGCCGCUGCGGCGCCUGUCCUUCAGGUGAGCCCCCCCAGGACCGGCUUCCAAGCAUCCCUCUGCCCAGCCCCCAUAUCACCUUCCACCUGUGGACCAAUGAGGAACAGCUCUGGAAGGAACUGGUUCUCUUCCUGCGCCCGCGAUCCCAGCUGCGCCUCAGUGCAGACUUGGAAGCCUUGGAUCUGCAGGGCCUCCUGCCAGACCGGGAGUUGGCCCGGGCGUCCAUGCUGUCCACCGACAGCGGCAUCGAGCGGGACCUUCCGUGGGGGGCCGACGAGCCGCCCACACCUGGCAGCCCCGAGGUGGAGCGAGCCAGGCUGAAGCGCAAAGGGGGCAUCAAGAAGCGGGUGUGGCCCCCGGACAUCCUGAUGCCCGGCAGCUGGGAUGGACCCCCGGGGCUGCACCAGAGGACUGGCAGGCCCAGCGGGGAUAGGGGGCUGCUGCCUGGGGUCUCCCGGCUGCACACGGCCCGGGUGCUGGUGCUAGGGGACGACCGGAUGCUGGGGCGUCUGGCCCGGGCCUACCACAGCCUCAGGAAACGAGAGACCCAGAAGUUCUGCCUCACCCCCAGACUCAGCCUGCAGCUCUACUACAUCCCUGUGCUGGCAUCUGAGAAGCCCACAGCAUCCAGGCGUUCGGAGCUCGGAGAGGUGGCUGCGUUCCUGGGCCGCGCAGACCCGUGGUAUGAGAGCAUCGUCAACACCCUGUGCCCCGCCAUCCACAAGCUGGCAGAGAUGCCUCUCUCCCUGGACACGUCCCAGACCGUAGACCCCUUCAUCCUGGAUGCCAUCACCUACUAUGUUCGCAUGGGCACCCAACCCAUCUAUUUCCAGAUCUACGCAGUCAAGAUCUUCCUCAGUGACCUGAGCCAGGACCCUGCAGAGGACAUCUUCCUCACCGAGCUCAAAGUCAAGAUCCAGGACUCCAAGUUCCCCAGAGAGAGCCUUUCACCCCGGAGGAGGGGCGUGGCCGAGGGCCCAGGGGCUGAGCUCUCCGUUCGCUACCAGAAGGCCCUGCUCAGCCACCGCACCCGAGAGGUCACCGUCUCCCUGCGGGCCACCGGGCUGGUCCUAAAGGCCCUUCCAGCCGGUGACACUGAAGUUUCAGGGCCCACCCACUGCCCCCCAACUGCUGCUCCCGAGACAGACCACACAUGCCUGAAUAUUAGCGUGACAGAGGUUGUCAAGACCUCCAACUUGGCAGGAAGGUCCUUCUCUACGGUGACAAACACCUUCCGGUCGGCUAACGUCCAGAUCCAAAGCCAGGACCAGAGGCUGCUGACACUGUUGCUGGACAAGGACAGUUGCCGCGCGUACAGGGAUGUGGCCAGGUUCGAGGUUGCUCCCUGCCCAGAGCCGUGUUCUGGGGCCCAGAAAUCCAAGGUGCUGGGACUCAGCUCACACCAGGAGGAGAUAGAGAGGACCAAAGCCAAGGCCAAGCCCCUUCGAAUGCCCAUCAACACGUUCUCUGGCAUCGUCCAGUGAGCCCAAAGGGGCUGCAGAAUCGCUGAGUCUGAGAGCAGAGGGCCCGAGAGGAAGGAUACACCACCCCACCUGCCCCAAACACUCACAGCAACGACUAGAACGAGGCUCCCUGGGGCGGCUUCCAGCCACAUCUGAAAGCCAGCAAGUCCCAGGAGCACAGGGAGCUGGCCGUGGCGGGUGCGGUGGGGCAGAGCCCACACGAAGGGCCGAGGAGGCCCUGGCCAAGCUGUGCGCACGAAGCCCAGCUCCUCGCGCCUGUGUCCACUCCUUCGUUGAUUUCCAAUCCCUGCCUCUCCCACUCAAGCUCCCCACCCGGCCCUAAAACCAAGGUGAGAGCUGCUGUCCCGUGGCCUGGGGCAAACAGGACGUGGGCAGCGGCAGCCCCUCCCGCCCAGUCUGUUCCCUCCCCUCUAGCGGGCCACUGCCCACCUCGCCCACUCCCAGGCGGGCGUCCCUCCCGGUUGAGAGGAAAUGUCAGAUUCAAUAAAUGCACACUAAAGUCUUUCUGCUCUCAUC
This is a messenger RNA of Aethalodelphis obliquidens (Pacific white-sided dolphin), 3688 nucleotides long. RefSeq names its product phosphoinositide-3-kinase regulatory subunit 6 (gene PIK3R6). Gene Ontology annotation, biological process: G protein-coupled receptor signaling pathway; positive regulation of MAP kinase activity. The record is from RefSeq and is a predicted model, not a curated record. NCBI's taxonomy places the organism in Eukaryota, Metazoa, Chordata, Mammalia, Artiodactyla, Delphinidae. Gene Ontology annotation, molecular function: 1-phosphatidylinositol-3-kinase regulator activity. The transcript has 19 exons. The coding region runs from base 845 to 3172 and encodes 775 amino acids. Gene Ontology annotation, cellular component: phosphatidylinositol 3-kinase complex, class IB.